GCAUGAUUUUCAAAAUUGCUUUUUAGCAGACGCAUUAUUUAACAAAAAUGAACAGUUGAAUGCGUUUCUAGUGGUGAUAUACAAAUAUUUACUUUUGGAUGACAUUCCAGGAAUUAAUGGAUUACUCACGAUUAUUGCAUUAAACUGACCUUUAAAAUCAGCACAAUAUUUAAUAAUGAAUUUGAAGUGAUAUAUGAAUAGCUCGUUUCUCAUACCGCUAAUAAAGAAAAAUGAACAAUUUGAUUUUUGCUACUUUAUUCCUUUUAAAUAUUUUUCUUCCCAUGUCUGAGUAACUUGUAGAUAUGGGCAAUGCUUUUUCUAACUGCUUCUGCAAAAAACAUCGUAUUGGUUCGAUGAGGGAUAUCACAUUGCUUAUGAUUGGACUUGAUAAUGCAGGUAAAACCUGCACAGUGAAACACCUUUUAGGAGAAUCAACUGCUGAUGCUGUUCCUACCAUUGGUUUUUCUAGCAUUUCUAUAAAGGAAGGUAAAAGUCAUAUAACUAUUUAUGACCUUGGAGGUGGACCAAAAAUUCGGGGUAUAUGGAAAAAAUACUUCGCUUUAGUUCAUGGAAUUAUCUUUGUUGUUGAUGCUAGUAAUCCUCAACGAUUUGAAGAAUGUAAAAAUGAAAUCAGAAAUGUUUUGAAACAUGAUAAAAUUGCUGGGAAACCAAUGUUGGUUUUGGUUAAUAAGCAAGACAUUUCUGGAGCAGUUGAUGAAACAGAAAUUGUUAGGCGUCUAGACUUAGAAGCUUUGGUAAACGAACAGAAAUGUCCUACUCGUGUUGAAGCUUCUUGUGCUAUUUAUGAAGAUGCUGAAUCUAAAAUCAAAGAUCCUGGCAUCCAAGAAGGGUUUAGUUGGUUAAUUGGGCUCAUUAGUAGAGAUUUUAAUGAGCUACAUCAGCGAGUACAAGAAGAAGUCGAUGAACAAAAAAAGAUGGAAGAAAUUGAACAAGCUGAACGAAUGAAAAGGGUGCAAAGGAUACGUGAAGAACGAGAAAGACAAGCUGAAGCUGCUGCAUUAUCGGAAGAACAAUCUAAUGAAUGUAAUGAUGAUGAUGAUGAUGAUGUUAUCAUUGGAAAUCCUUUUAAGCCAUGUGAUGUAAUUAAGGCUGAACUGGAGGAAAGAGAUAGAAAAAAAGCAUCCGAAACAUCAACUCCUCUUGUUAAGGUGAUUCAUGUGAGUCCGACAAAUAGUGUUGAAGCUAGUAAUCGGGAAGAAGUUAUACUUCAAGCACAACCACUAAAUAAACAUAUGCUGAGUUCGCAAAUGAAUGGCCAAUUUUCUAACCACGCUUUUAUUACUGAAACUUCAAAUGGGAAUUUAUCUUCUGUUCUCUUAUAUGAAGAUGAGGAUGCUAAGAAAAAAAGUAGGAAGAGCAAGAAACGAUUCAAAAACAGGAUUGUUCCUGAAAUCUCAGAGUCGAGCAAUUUAAGUCACAUAUCCAGAUUAGGAGAUCUUCCACCUCUGAGGUCAAGUAUAGAUGGUGGCCUGAAGGGACAACCUUGCAUUUACACAUCUCCCAAGAGAAAUAUGCAUCAAAAUGGUAAAAUAAAUUGGGCAGUGGUUGAUGAGUUGGAACCGUGCAAAGAAACUUCAUUGGCUGGCUCAAAACGAGUGGAAGCUUGGUCAGAAGAACGGCAUUAAGUUAUGUUGUUUUGUAAUCAAAUUACAAAGUCGAUGUUUUGUUUGUCAUUAGGUUUUUUAAAAAACCAUAUAACAUUUUAUAUUCAUUGUAUAUACUAGUCAAUUAUAGCUUUAGCUGCAUAUUUUAUACGGUAUUUGUUUAGAUUCAGUUUCUUAUUCUCACAAAAAAUUUUCACUUGUUUAUGUUAUUCAUCAAAGAUAUGAACAAAUUAUAUUUAAAUUCACAUAU
Molecule: messenger RNA, 1875 nt
Organism: Parasteatoda tepidariorum (common house spider)
Lineage: Eukaryota; Metazoa; Arthropoda; Arachnida; Araneae; Theridiidae
Biological process (GO): receptor localization to non-motile cilium; non-motile cilium assembly
Cellular component (GO): ciliary membrane; non-motile cilium
Molecular function (GO): GTP binding; GTPase activity
Source: RefSeq, a predicted model, not a curated record